AUGUACUGCGGAGAACCUUCUCGAGGAGUAAUUGGUACAGUGACACUUGGUGGAACGUAUGGCGAGUUUUCAACUUGUAUGGGCUCAGCUACCGGUGGUUGGGGAAUAAUCAUUGGCUUGAUAGUCAACUUCGGCAUAGGUUGCGGUUCCGAAAUCACUACUGUAGGGAUUACCGCUUUUGAUGAUGUAGGUGUGCUUGGAGUGCUUGGGGGUCACCCACCCAUAAGUUUAGUUUUCUUGGGCAUACGAGACAACGGAGGGCUCAAGCAAGAAAGAUGA
Messenger RNA from Cotesia congregata, 279 nucleotides. NCBI's taxonomy places the organism in Eukaryota, Metazoa, Arthropoda, Insecta, Hymenoptera, Braconidae. The record is from the annotation of a GenBank genome assembly.